Molecule: messenger RNA, 1964 nt
Organism: Dama dama (fallow deer)
Lineage: Eukaryota; Metazoa; Chordata; Mammalia; Artiodactyla; Cervidae
Gene: PLSCR1
Product: phospholipid scramblase 1
Exons: 9
Coding region: 154-1029 (291 amino acids)
Biological process (GO): plasma membrane phospholipid scrambling
Cellular component (GO): plasma membrane
Molecular function (GO): phospholipid scramblase activity
Source: RefSeq, a predicted model, not a curated record
CGUCUCUCGGGAGCCUGGGCCUCUCUCCAGCCAAGGUUGCGGGUAAGGAGCGCCGAGCGUCGGAAGCAGAGCACCGGCCCCGCGCCCGAGUUCCCCGAGCUCCUCUCCCCGCAGGCAGCGCCGGACAGCGGUGCCGACAGAACUGGUUAAAUCAUGGACAAACAAAAUGUGCAAAUGAAUGCUCCACACCCAGGAACAAAUUUAACAGGACCUCCGGGAUAUAUUGGCUGUCCUGGCCCCCAGGCUGGCUAUCCAGUGCCACCAGCUGGUUAUGCAAGUCCUGGCCCAGCUGGCUUCCCUGUCCAACACCAGCCAGUGACUAGUCACCCAGGUGAGCCCACCCAGGUAUCAUGGAUGCCAGCACCACUGCCUCCAUUAAACUGCCCACCGGGACUGGAGUAUUUAACUCAGAUAGAUCAGCUAUUGAUUCAUCAGCAAAUGGAACUUCUGGAAGUCCUCACAGGUUUUGAAACUAGAAACAAAUAUGAAAUUAAGAACAGCCUCGGACAGAGGGUCUACUUUGCAUCAGAGGAUACUGAUUGCUGUACUCGAAAUUGCUGGGGGCCUUCUAGGCCUUUCACCAUGAGGAUCCUUGAUAACCUGGGCCGAGAAGUCAUCACUCUGGAGAGACCACUGCGGUGUGCCUGCUGCUGCUGUCCCUGCUGCCUGCAAGAGAUAGAAAUCCAGGCUCCUCCUGGUGUCCCAGUAGGUUACGUUACUCAGACCUGGCACCCUUGCCUGCCAAAGUUUACAGUUCAAAAUGAGAGGCGAGAGGAUGUGCUAAGAAUUUCUGGUCCAUGUGUUGCCUGCAGCUGUUGUGCAGAUGUUCAUUUUGAGGUUAAAUCUCUUGAUGAUAAGUAUGUGGUUGGCAAGAUUUCCAAGCACUGGACUGGCCUUGUUCGAGAGUUAUUUACAGACGCUGAUAACUUUGGCAUCCAGUUCCCGUUAGACCUUGAUGUGAAAAUGAAGGCAGUGAUGCUUGGCGCGUGUUUCCUCAUUGACUUCAUGUUCUUUGAAAUGAUUAAGUGAACAGAGAGCAGGAGUGUGAUAGUACAUUCAUGAAAGUCUCAGAAAAUCUGAAGUCCAUAUCUUGAUUGGGACUAUGUAAAAGAAAAUUGUGCGGAUUUUUUUCUUUAUGUAAAUGACUUAUUACAGCAUGUGUAAAUUAUUCUAGGAUACCUAAAGCUUCAGGCAUAUGAUUUUACUUUUCAAAUUAAAUAGUUUAUUUUAUAUAUCACUUACUUAUAAGUGUUUUUAUACAUUUUCUUCUUCAUUGUGCAUUUUGGAGGAAGGCUGUAGAAAUUUUUACAUUUAAACAUAACUUCCUGGGAUGAAUUGCUUUGAACUAGAGUCCCUGCUUUGUUUUCAAUCUGUACAGAAAAAUUAAUUAAAGCCUUUUUAAAGUAAUACUAAUAUAAACAUACAUUGUUUUAUUAAAUCUAGUUAUUUCCUAUGUAACAACUGUUAUUUUGCAAAAAUGGUAUAUUCAAAAAAGUUCAAAAUGAACAUAAUUUUCAGUGUUUAUUUUUACAGUUAUGCUCAAAUAAUACUCAAUAUUCAUAUUGUCAAAUGUAUUUUUUUGUUCAGAAAAUCACACUACAUUUAACUUCUAUAAUCUGCAACUAUUAACAUUUUUAUAUUGACAAGACUAUAAAUUACCAAAUUUUGAUGAUUUUUCAUGAAUAAAAGAAUGAUUGUGUACCAAAGAAGGACAUACUUAAAGAUUCACUCUAAAACUGGGAUACUAUAAUAUUUUGAAGUAAUUAUAUAUAUAUAUAUAUGGAAUAAUUAGCUUCUGUUCUAUAUUCUGUCAUUCAUGGAAUAUAGUAGUUUUCAGAUCACUCAAAUGUUAAUUAAAUAGAACAUAUAUAUUCCGUCCUUUUAUAUAAACAUAUAUAAAUGUUUAUAAUGGUCUAUUAGAUUAUUUUUGCCAACAAUUAAAUAAUUAAAACAUUGCUGAUAUA